CUUGCCAGUCGCCAGUUCUUUUCGCCCGCUUUGACUGACCGCUCGCUAUGACGACGAAAAAUAUAAACGUUGAAAAUUUAAUUUCUCUUGUCCAAAAUCGGCCAGUUUUAUGGGACAAAACUCUCGAAAUAUACAAGGAUAAAAACUUGAGAACUGCUGGCUGGCGAGAAAUAUGUAUAAAUUUAAAUGAAGAUUUUGAAGAAAUGGAGGAGAAAAACAGGCAGGAUUAUGCUAAAUCGAUCGUAAAGAAGUGGACUAAUAUUAGAGACAGCUGGAUGAGGAGUAUUAAUGAGAAAAAGAAAUCAAAAAAAUCAGGAUCGUCUGCGACAUGUCCGAGAGCCUACGUUUAUCAUCGUCAAAUGUUGUUCUUAAAAAAAAUUGUGUCGCCAGCUGACACACAUGAUAGUGCAACUAUUGUUACACCAAACCCAGCAGACGAUAGUACAGCCGCUACAGUUACAUCAGAUGUUACCCAUGACAGUGCGAUGGCUCAGGACAAUUUAUUCGGUGAAGAUGUCGCAAAUAAUCAAGAUGCUACAGAUGAAAGUCAACAAGAAAUUGAUAAUGAAAAUUUAGUAGGUGGUUCAAAAAGAAAAAAAAGCAAACCAUCGAGGCAGAAUUUAAACGUGUUUGAUAAGAAAAUGAGUGAGUUUAUAGAUUAUCAAAUGGAAUGCAACAAGAAGGAAGAAAUGAAAGAAGACCGUAAUUUGUUUUUCUUUAAAAGUCUACUUCCAUCAUUGGCAACGCUAAACGAUAAUCAAACAUUAGAAUUUCAAUCAGGCGUCUUAAAUUUAUUGCAAAAUAUAAAGAACCGAAAUGAAUGGUCUCCUGCACACUCAUCAACAUACAACUAUCAACCAAAUGUGGCACAAUCACAAGGCUAUUUUACAUCGCAGUACCAAGCAUCACCAGAGUCUCAAAGUAUUCAAUCGAAUGCUUCUGAUUUACCAGACUUUCAUAAUAUGUAGUUGGGAAACUUCAAACUGUGUACCUACCAAGCGAUUGUCUAUAAUGUCUUAAUCAUAUUUUUAAUAAAUUUAAUUAUAAUAAAA
Molecule: messenger RNA, 1052 nt
Organism: Bicyclus anynana (squinting bush brown)
Lineage: Eukaryota; Metazoa; Arthropoda; Insecta; Lepidoptera; Nymphalidae
Exons: 2
Coding region: 48-968 (306 amino acids)
Biological process (GO): regulation of transcription by RNA polymerase II
Cellular component (GO): transcription regulator complex; nucleus
Molecular function (GO): DNA binding
Source: RefSeq, a predicted model, not a curated record